GAAGAAUGUCCCUUACAUUGGGGGGUCAGUGGGAAGAAUGUUCCCUUUACAUUGGGGGUCAGUGGGAAGAAUGUCCCUUACAUUGGGGGUUCAGUGGGAAGAUUGUCCCUUACAUUGGUGAUCAGUGAGAAGAAUGUCCCUUACAUUGGGGGUCAGUGGGAAGAAUGUCCCUUACAUUGGGGGUCAGUGGGAAGAAUGUCCCUUACAUUGGUGAUCAGUGGGAAGAAUGUCCCUUACAUUGGUGAUCAGUGGGAAGAAUGUCCCUUACAUUGGGGGGGUCAGUGGGAAGAAUGUCCCUUACAUUGGAGGUCAGUGGGAAGAAUGUCCCUUACAUUGGGGGUCAGUGGGAAGAAUGUCCCUUACAUUGGGGGGUCAGUGGGAAGAAUGUCCCUUACAUUGGGGGGUCAGUGGGAAGAAUGUCCCUUACAUUGGGGGUCAGUGGGAAGAAUGUCCCUUACAUUGGGGGUCAGUGGGAAGAAUGUCCCUUACAUUGGUGAUCAGUGGGAA
This is a messenger RNA of Staurois parvus, 507 nucleotides long. The record is from the annotation of a GenBank genome assembly. Lineage: Eukaryota; Metazoa; Chordata; Amphibia; Anura; Ranidae.